This is a messenger RNA of Camarhynchus parvulus, 1095 nucleotides long. RefSeq names its product inka box actin regulator 1 (gene INKA1). NCBI's taxonomy places the organism in Eukaryota, Metazoa, Chordata, Aves, Passeriformes, Thraupidae. Gene Ontology annotation, molecular function: protein kinase binding; protein serine/threonine kinase inhibitor activity. The record is from RefSeq and is a predicted model, not a curated record. Gene Ontology annotation, cellular component: nucleus.
GGCGGGCACGGCCGGGCGCUCUGUCCGCUGUCGCUGCUGCUGCUGCUCCGCCACCGGCACCGGCGGCUCUGGGAGCGGGGCCGGGAGCGGCGCCGGGGGAGCAGGACCGGGCAUGCACAACGCCCGCCCAGACGAGCUCGGCGCCGACCGGUGGUGCCGGCGGGACGCGGGCCCGACGCCGCGGGCGCACAUGCACGGCACGCGGCAGACGCCGCACCACCCCGGCAGGGCCACGGGGCCGGCCCCCGAGCCCCGCGCCCCGCCUCGGCGGCGGACUCGGCCUGCAGCCUGGAUCCCGGAGGCGACGAGGAGGGAGGGGCGGCCCGGCCGCUCGCUCCCCCGGCCAGCGAAGCGCAGCCUGGAGUUCGACUCGGGCUACUCGGAGGCGUCGGGGAGCACGUGGAGGGAAGAGGAGGCGCCGUCGCGGCGCCGGCAUCUGCUGCCCUGCCAACGGGCGCACCGGAUCUCCGCCGGCCCCGCCGCCCCACCGCCCGCCCCCGCCCGCCGUGUGCGCCCCAAAUCCACCUCGGACGCCUGCCUGGAGCAGUGGCGGGCCCUGGAGCCCGCCGACACGCAGGACUGGACCGUAGCGCUGCUGUCGCAGAGCCACCGGCAGCCUCUGGUGCUGGGCGACAACUGCUUCGCUGACCUGGUGGAGAACUGGAUGGACCUGCCCGAGGUGGGCGCCGAACCGCGUCGCCGGGCCCCGGCCGAGCCCUCCCGCCGGCUGGCCAAGCCCCCCGCCUUCCUGCUCAGCCUCUCGGGCAACGUGCGCCGCAAGCUGGCCAGCAUGGCCCGGCCCCGGGGGACCGACGGUGCCCGGCCGGGGGGCCGCGAUGCCACCAAGCGUUUCUCCUGCCCGCUGGGGCUGGGGGGACAGCCCAAGGGCGCCUGCUUCCACCAGUCCCACAGCAACAUCGCCCAGCUAGCCACGGACUUCCACCGCUUCACCGCCUUGAUGAACAGCCGCAGCCGCCAGCCCAUCAUCUGCAACGACGUUAUCGGCUACAUUUAGCCCGGCUGCUGCGGCGGCCCGCACCCCCACCCUGUAAAUAAACCCCCGUUUUAUACAGUCUGGGCGCUGCAGCCUUUAUC